AUGCCAGUUUUACGUUAUAUGGGAUUAUCACAUAGAUCACGAUCUACAUUUAAUUCAUCGACAUCAUCGUACGUGAAUAACCAGAAAACAUCAUGUGCAUUGAUCAUCAUAUUUGGCCUUAUUAUCAUUGACAUAUUGCUGUAUGUGGCACCGGGAUCCAUGCAGCCGCGUGCCACCUAUUUUGCCUACAUGUUUACCAUUAUUCUGGUAAUAAUGAUAAUGAAAUUUGUGUUUUGCCGAAACUGUACAAAAAAGUAUGAAAAUGACGAACAACCCAUUGAGUUGGGCGGCGGUGCCGGCGGACAGACACCGCAAUCGCAGAGCCGACAGAGCAGUGUUUACAAUAUAGAUAUACCGAUUAGUAUGGAUCCGUACGGCCGAAGGCAUACACUUACUGCCGACCGGCUAUCGGUUAGAUGUCCGUCGCAAAUGUCGUUACCGCCGAAAUACGAGACGUUAUUACCGCCGAGUUAUUCGCAGGCAGUUUCGCUAAUGACGUUAAAUAAAUGA
Messenger RNA from Oppia nitens, 510 nucleotides. RefSeq lists its product as uncharacterized. The record is from RefSeq and is a predicted model, not a curated record. Lineage: Eukaryota; Metazoa; Arthropoda; Arachnida; Sarcoptiformes; Oppiidae. The transcript is spliced from 2 exons. The coding region runs from base 1 to 510 and encodes 169 amino acids.